CGGAGUAGCAGCCAGGCCUCGCCCCACCGGGCGAUCAGGCCUUGGCAAGCUCCUACGCCAGAGGCGUCAUGAAGCGUGCAGGAACUCUGCGCCUGCUUUCGGAUCUGAGCAACUUCACUGGCGCGGCCCGGCUCCGCGAGUUGUUGGCAGGGGACCCAGCUAUCCUAGUCCGCUGCAGCCCUGAUGGCCGUCACCUGCUACUGUUAAGACCUCCCGGAUCGCCCGCCCCCCAACUUCUAGUGGCUGUGCGUGGGCCGGGCCUGCCUCUGGAGCGUGCCUGGUCGGAGGGCGACCCCUCGCCGCUGGACGUCUUUUUCGUUCCAUGGCUGGCGCGACCCGCGCUGAUAUUGGUAUGGGAGAGUGGCCUAACAGAGGUGUGGGGCGUGGGGAUGGAGCCUGGAUGGAAGCUACUUCAGAGCACUGAGUUGUGUCCGGAUGGUGGAGCCCGCGUGAUGGCUGUGGCAGCAACCCGAGGCCGCCUAGUUUGGUGCGAGGAGCGUCAGCCUGGCGUUGAGGACCAACCAGGGCAGCUUUCAAUGGCCUUCAACCACUGUGUGUGCGUCAAGACCCUGGACACCAGCGGGGAGGCUGGCACCAAACUAGGCUGCACCCACAUCCUGCUGCAUCACUGCCCCUCUUUUGGACUGAUAGCCUCCCGCAAGGAACUCUUCCUGGUGCCUACUUCCACCACUUGGCCUGGUGUGGCCCAUGUUCUGCUCAUCUGGAGCCCAAGCAAGGGGAAGGUAAUAGUUGCUGCCCCAUCUCUCGGUCUUUCUCACAGUAAAAGCCUGAAUCCCAAACAAGGGGAUACUUGGGACUUUCGGACCCUGCUGCGAGGCCUUCCUGGAUUCCUGUCCCCCAGGGAGCCGCUGGCUGUACACACUUGGGCCCCAUCUUCCCAGGGCUUGUUGUUGCUUGACUUGAAAGGUAAGGUGAGCCUAGUGCAGUGCCAUGGUGGUACUCGAACUGUGGGACUCCUGCAGGAGGCACCUGUAGGUCUACAAGGGUCUGCAGCCCUGGGAACAUUUCAUGGCACCUUAGCCUGUGUCUUGGGCUCCACCUUGGAACUGCUGGACAUGAGCAGUGGGCGGCUGUUGGAAAGGAAGGUACUAAGUACAGACAGAGUACACCUCCUGGAGCCUCCAGCCCCUGGCGUGAAGAAUGAGGAAGACCUAGAGACCCGAGGAGCUCUCCGUUUGCUUUCAGCCUUGGGUCUCUUUUGUGUGUGUUGGGAAGCUCCCCAAGGCCUUGAGGUGCCCUCGGACAAGGAUCUGGUGUUUGAGGAGGCCUGUGGGUACUACCAGCGUCGGAGUCUUCGAGGCACCCAGCUUACCCCGGAAGAGCUGAGACACAACAGCAUGUUUCGGGCACCUCAGGCCUUGGCCUCCAUUCUCCAGGGCCACCUGCCCCCAUCUGCACUAUUGACCACCCUGAGGGCUGAACUUCGAGAUUAUCGGAGUAUAGAACAGCUCAAGGCCCAGCUGGUGGCUGGGGAUGAUGAAGAGACGGGCUGGACGGAGUUAGCAGAGCACGAGGUGGCACGCCUGCUGAGAACCCACUUGACAGGAGACCAGCUGGCCCAAUUCAACACCAUUUUCCAAGCCCUUCCUACAGCAGCUUGGAGUGCCACCCUCCAAGCCCUACAACUGCAGCCGGAUAGGAGUGGCAGGCUGAGGUCCCAAGCGCCCCCGGAUGUAUGGAAGAAAGUCCUGAGGGCUCCAACGGCUGGAAAGGAACAUCCCAAUGGAAUCCUGCCUCCCUUUGAACUCCUGUGUCAGUGCCUAGGCCAGCUAGAGCCUCAGUGGCUUCCCCCGUUUGUGGAACUGGCACAGCAACAGGGUGGUCCAGGCUGGGGCGCCGAAGGUCCCAGUCUGCCCCUUUAUCGCCGAGCCCUGUCCGUGCUGGGUGAGGAAGGGAAGAGACCUGAGGCUCUAGAACUCGAGCUGCUUCUGGGCAGCGGGCGACCCAAAGCCGUGCUACAAGCUGUGAGGCAGCUAAUAAAGAAAGAACAGUGGGAACGGGCUCUGGAGGCCGGCCUGACCCUGGACUCCUCCAGCCCCCUGCUUCGAAGCGAGAUCUUCAACCUGCUGCUGGCAGAGUUUGCCCAGCACCGCCGCCUUGAUACACACCUCCCUCUCCUCUGUCGCCUGUGCCCACCAGAAGUGGCUCCAGAUGAGCUCCUGCUUCUACUGAGGACACAUCUCCCAGACGAUGCGGGAGCCACCCCUUUCCCUGAGCCUGGGGCUGAGCCUGGGGCUGAGCCCCCUCUCACAGUGGGCUUGGUCAGAGCCCUGCUAGAACAGACUGGGGCUCAGGGAAGGUCCUCUGGCCCAGUUCAAAGCACCUUUGAGGACAUCCUAUGGGAUUCAGGCACUCCACCCCCUACCCCACCUCGCGGACCUAUGACUACUCUCCAGGCAUCAGACCACCCAGGGCAGGAAGCCUGGGGACCAUCUGGACAGGGGCUUGGUGCAGCUGACGUGGGAGUUCAUUCGUAGAGCACGGAGAUGCGAAGAGUACCCGGGGUUGGAGAGUACGAAGGUGGAACUUGUGUGUGCAAUACUGUCUGUUGUGGGACAAAUUUUAAAAUACAUGCAAAUAGCAAAUAUA
This is a messenger RNA of Rattus norvegicus (Norway rat), 2610 nucleotides long. RefSeq names its product HPS6, biogenesis of lysosomal organelles complex 2 subunit 3 (gene Hps6). Gene Ontology annotation, cellular component: lysosomal membrane; early endosome membrane; cytosol. The record is from RefSeq and is marked provisional. Lineage: Eukaryota; Metazoa; Chordata; Mammalia; Rodentia; Muridae. The transcript has a single exon. Bases 69 to 2498 code for a protein of 809 amino acids.